Penicillium concentricum is the source of this 987-nucleotide messenger RNA. RefSeq lists its product as uncharacterized. Bases 1 to 987 code for a protein of 328 amino acids. Gene Ontology annotation, cellular component: cytoplasm. The transcript is spliced from 5 exons. The record is from RefSeq and is a predicted model, not a curated record. Lineage: Eukaryota; Fungi; Ascomycota; Eurotiomycetes; Eurotiales; Aspergillaceae.
AUGGUCAAGACACUCCCCUUCAGUGAUAUUCAAGUCCCGACACCGGGCUUCGGUGCCAUGGGAUUGAGCUAUGGUUUGGGUAGCAACCUGAGCCUCGAGGAAGCCGAACCAGUCUUGCUGAAGGCACUUGAAUUGGGAUGUACAUUCUGGGACACUGCUGUUGUCUACAAAGCGGGUGUGAAUGAAAAGCUUUUGGGAGAUUUCAUCAGGAAGCACAACGUCCGCGAUAAGAUUUUCAUUGCCUCCAAGUGUGGCCUCGACGUAAUUGGAGGAGAUGGCUCUGUCACCAACUCCCCCUCGCAUAUCAAGGAGUACAUUGAAGGAACCAUCGAGAGACUCGGCUUUACGCCUGAUUUGUACUACCUCCACCGGAUUGACCCUAAUACACCCCUCACCGAGUCCAUUCCUGCUCUUGAUGAACUUCGCAAGGCAGGGAAGACCAAGUACAUUGGACUUUCGGAGUGUUCAGCUACCACACUACGCAAGGCAAAUUCGAUUGCCAAGAUUGAUGCUAUCCAAGCCGAAUAUUCAGCCUUUGAGACACUCCACGAGACAGAUGGCUUGAUCGAUACAGCAAAAGAGUUGGGCGUGGCUUACGUCGCCUACAGCCCACUGGGACAUGGCUGGCUCGUCGAUAACUUCGAUUACAACUCCCCGGAUGACUUUUCCCCUGACGAUUUCCGCCGAAAAUCUCCCAAAUUCCAAGGCGAGAACUUCUACAAGAACCGUGCCAUCGUCGAGGAAAUCAAGAAGCUCGCCGUCCGUAAAGGAUGCAAGAUUAGUCAAAUCGCGCUUGCUUGGGUUGCCUCCCAAGGAAUGAUUCCCAUUCCGGGAACAACCAAGGCGACACGCCUGGAGGAGAACUGGGCAUCUCGGGAUAUUGAGUUGACCGAGGAGGAAAAGCAAGCAAUGCGUCAAAUUAUCGAUGCUGCUAAGCCACAUGGUGACAGAUAUGGACCCGCGCACCAGGCUAUGGUUGGACAUUAA